This is a messenger RNA of Trichomonas vaginalis G3, 2067 nucleotides long. RefSeq names its product ubiquitin protein ligase binding. Bases 1 to 2067 code for a protein of 688 amino acids. The transcript has a single exon. Gene Ontology annotation, biological process: protein ubiquitination; ubiquitin-dependent protein catabolic process. Gene Ontology annotation, molecular function: ubiquitin protein ligase binding. The record is from RefSeq and is a predicted model, not a curated record. NCBI's taxonomy places the organism in Eukaryota, Parabasalia, Trichomonadida, Trichomonadidae. Gene Ontology annotation, cellular component: cullin-RING ubiquitin ligase complex.
AUGAUAAUUGAUUCUUUAGAGGUAUACCAGACAAAUCUUGACAAUUUCAUAGGCAAAAUUGUUAAAGAUUUGGAAUACAUGCCUAGUGUAUCUGAAUAUACAAAUGUUGCCGCUGCAUGUUUCAAUUUAUCAACUAAAUAUGCCGGUUUUUAUAAAGAAGAGAACUCCAAAAUAGAUAAUCCUUUCAUAAUGUUAAAUAGAUAUAUCGAAAAAUUACUUUUUAAGCAUGAAAAUAAGUCCUAUUCAACUUUAAAUGAUGAAAUGAAGAUUAAAAUCAUUGAAAACGCAUCAAAAAGAAUACACUUACUUCAGAAUUUAUGUUUAUUUGGUGAAACAAUGAACAAAUCCAUCUAUAAAAACAAGAAAUUUGAUGAUAUUCAAUCAAUUUACUCAAGAUUCCUAAUGACAUCAAUUGUUCAAGCCAAUUUAGGUAUAUUUUUAGAUUUAUCCAUCAAACAGUUUACAAAAGCCUUCGAAACUACAGAAAAUACGGAUUUAUCAAUGAUUAUCUCUUUAUUCCAGAUCAAUUACUUCGGUGCGCCAACCCAAGAGAUCUGCUAUAAUAACAGCAGCUUCUUCAUCGCCGAAAUCGAGAAAUCGAUUGAAAAGCUAGUUCCAGACCUUCAAAAACUUCCAACUGUGAUGAAACAAGUGAAGACAUUCCUGGAUCUGAUACAAAACGACACAAAAACAAAGGAGAGAUUCGUUAAAGUCUUUGGAGAGAAAAUCAUCCUUCCUCUGAUGCCAAAAAUCACUCAGUCAAUCAAAUCCGCUGACAUAUUCAAUUCGAUCUAUCCGAGUGUUACUUUUGAUGGCGAGUUACUCAUCUCUGUUUCUCUGAUCAAGUCAGACUUUUCUCAGCAGUUCAUUGAGUCUGUUUUUGAGGAGAGGCUGGACAAGUUCAUUUCUUCGCUGCAGAAAGAGACGAAAAUCAAGAAACUGUGCGAAACUCUUCUGGAUCUGAUGAAAUUUUUGGAAACAUUCAACAAAAUAAUUUAUUUAGAGAGUUUCAGAGAGUUCUCCAUCCUCAAAACAAAGUCCAAGCUACAAGACGCGAAGUUCAAAGACGUCUUCGGCGGAAUCUGGCCAAUUGCCCUCUCUUUCAUUUUUGAUUCGCUGAUGCAGAGGGGAAACCCGCUCCAGGGAAUGCUGACGACGAAUACAAUCAUCAAAAUGCUGUCAUUCGUCAACGACAAGGACAUCUUCAUGAAGCAGUACGAAAACCACCUUUUCAACAGACUCGCGACGAGAGCAACCAUCGGAAAGGAGAAGGAGAUCGAAGCAAUCAACGCGCUCAAAGUGGCAACAUCAUAUGAGAACCUCAAAAACACUGAGAACUUGCUGAACAACUACGAAGUAUACAUAGAACCUGGAUUUCAGAAGUUCACUUACGUCAUGUUCCCAAAGACUUCCAUUCCAGAGCUCGGCCAUGAGUUCUUUAUCAAGCUUCCGAGCGAAUACUCUGAGAUAAUCACGCAAAUAACUCCGAAUCUGAAGAAGAAAUGGCCCCAGAGACACUUCGACUGGAGGUAUUCGCUCGUUUCCUGUGAGUCCAGACUGAAAACAAAAGCUGGCGUUUCGAACUUGACUAUUUCCCUCGCACAGGCUGCUGUUUUGCAGUGCUUGUGCGACAGCGAUGGUGUUACCUUCGAUACAUUGUCGAGUGUGACGCAGAUUGAUGCGGAAAGACUGAAUAAGAUGAUAAACAAAUUGCUAAAACAGAAAAUAAUCAAGAUUUCUGAUAAAAAUGAUAUUGAGAAGGCGAAGAUAUCUAUUAAUAAUAACUUCCACCAAACAAAGGCAAUAAUUGCUGAUAACUGGAAGAUUGAACCGGCCAAGUUCGAGCAGAUCUCUGAAACGAGAAUGUUGGUGCUACAGUCAAUAACAAUGCGAAUAAUGAAGAUGGUGAAAAUAAUAAAAAUUUCAGUGCUCAAAGAAAAGGUCAUGGAAGAGGUUUCUCUGACAUUUAAAGCAAGGCCUGAGGAUAUAACAAGAUGCUUUAAUGAUCUAACUAUCAAAGGUUUCAUUGAACUUUACGGUGAAGAUAGAUUUAUCUUCAAUAAGUAA